UGUCAGUUGAUUGAGACGUUUUUGCUUGUCAAUUAUUAUCUGACCUCAUCGUUUAUCGUUUUAACACUUUUCGUUUGAAACCUAAAAGCACUGAAAUACUACUCAAGUUUCUUUUAAUCUCUCGUUGGUGUGUGUUCGAAUACCGUCACGUGUGGUUAAUUAAAUUGAUUGAAUCGUUCCUGCCGUUUUUUGAUUUUGCCGGGCUUAAACUUGUUAAUGUUUGGAAAAAAAAUAAUGUUUUAAAUUUUAUCAUAAGUGUCGGUUUUCCGUGUUUAAUAUGGGAGCUCAUGUAUCGCGGAAUGAUUUCGAAUGGGUUCAUACCGAGGAGCCACACGCUAGCCGCCGGAAGAUCAUUUUAGAAAAAUAUCCCGAAAUAAAGAAACUGUACGGCUACGACCCUCUGUUCAAAUGGGUGGUGUUGGCGAUGGUUCUGAUGCAGCUGCUCAUGCUGCCGCUAGUCAAAUACAUGAGCUGGCCAGUCCUCCUCGUUGUUGCUUACUGCUUUGGUGGUGUCAUCAAUCAUUCACUCAUGUUAGCAAUACACGAGAUCGCACAUAACCUAGCGUUCGGCCACAAUCGGCCGUUGCAUAAUAGAUUGUUUGGCUUCUUUGCCAACUUGCCGAUUGGGGUACCUGUUUCUAUCAGCUUCAAGAAGUAUCACUUGGAACACCACAGAUACCAAGGCGAUGAAGUGAUAGAUGUAGAUCUACCCACAUUAUUGGAGGCGAAGUUGUUCUGUACGACUGGGGGGAAGCUAGUCUGGUUGUUUCUGCAGCCGUUCUUCUACGCGCUGCGUCCACUGGUGGUCAGGCCGAAGCCGCCCACACCGCUUGAGAUGAUCAAUUUAGUUAUACAGCUGUUCUUUGACGCGGUUGUCGUUGAACUGUUUGGUUGGAGAGCGCUAUGGUACUUAUUGUUGGGUUCCUUCAUGGCGAUGGGUAUACAUCCAGUAGCAGGUCACUUCGUGUCAGAGCAUUACAUGUUCCGCAAAGGCUUCGAGACUUACUCGUACUACGGCCCACUCAACUGGAUCACCUUCAACGUGGGCUAUCACAACGAGCACCACGACUUCCCCGCCGUGCCCGGCCGCAGAUUGCCAGAGGUUAAACGUAUAGCGCCCGAGUUCUACGAUGAUCUGCCGCAUCAUACAAGCUGGUCCAGUGUCCUCUACGACUUCGUAAUGGACCCGGAUAUAGGACCCUACGCCCGGAUAAAGCGUAAGCACUUUGGCUUAAAGAGCUAGGUCACAUACAGCUCUUACCCGAGUUGAACCCAAGACCACACUGUGACAUGCGACUAGCCUAUGCUAAAAGAAUCAUUAAAUUAAAUUUUAUAAGUAGAUAGAAAAUCCGAAGUUAUUUGAAAAUUAUUAUCAAUUUUUUUUUUAGCAAAUGAAAUUAAAUAUUUAAUUUUCACUCCACUAAUAGGAGAGCCCCUGUUUAAAAUGUUUGUUAAAGUUUUUACACCUUUAUUUGUAUUAAAUAUAGGUUUUUAUCUGUCAUUAUUCUUAUAUACAAAAUCAACCUACAUUUAUAAAGUAUCAUUUUUUUUACUGAUCAAAAAUACUUGUCAUAAAAGUUUUUUCUUACUUUUAUAUUGGAAUUGACAAAUUAUGCCAAAUAAGAAUAUAUUUG
Molecule: messenger RNA, 1634 nt
Organism: Papilio xuthus (Asian swallowtail)
Lineage: Eukaryota; Metazoa; Arthropoda; Insecta; Lepidoptera; Papilionidae
Gene: ifc
Product: delta4-sphingolipid-FADS-like protein ifc
Exons: 7
Coding region: 278-1243 (321 amino acids)
Biological process (GO): ceramide biosynthetic process
Cellular component (GO): membrane
Molecular function (GO): sphingolipid delta-4 desaturase activity
Source: RefSeq, a predicted model, not a curated record